UGGUCACGUGAUAAACCCGGAACUUCAACAAAGUAAACACAGGCGCGGGACAAGAGCUCCGGUUCGGUGGAAUUCUCCUCGUUCCCGCCGACAUGUUCCCCGUUUUCACGCCCACACACGGACUGCUGCUGGCGGCUCUCAGCCUGCUCCCGACCCGCCUCUCCUGCUCCUCCCUGGCGGUCCCGGACGUCCCGCACAUCGCCGCUUACUUCGGGACCAAGACCCGGUACGAAGAGGUGAACCCGCACUUGCUACGGGACGUCUUAUCCGUGAACACAUCAGUGCUGAAACCGCCGCCCACCGAGCGAUGCUCCCCGGUCCACCUGACCGCCGUUAUCAGGCACGGCAGCCGGUACCCGACCGCCAAGAACAUCCGCAGGAUCCUAAAGCUGAGUGAGCUGGUUCGGGCAGAAGCUUCCAGAGACUCCGGGAGCUCCGUCGGUUGGCUGCAGGACAUCCGGAGCCGCUGGGAGCCGUGGUACACGGAGGACAUGGACGGUCAGCUGGUGAUGAAGGGCAGGGACGACCUCCGUCAGCUGGCGCGCCGCCUGGCCACCUUGUUUCCGUCUCUGCUGUCUGAGGAGAACGUGAGGAAGAGGAGGGUGAGCUUCAUCAGCAGCUCCAAGCAUCGCUGUGUGAGCAGCGUGGAGGCGUUCCAGGAGGGGCUGCAGCAGCACUGGAGCCCCCACGACGGCCCUCCAGAGUUCCUUCAUGAGGUGGACGACGAGCUGAUGCGCUUCUUUGAGCGUUGCCGUGGUUACGUGGAAGGCGUGGAGAACAACCGCACGGCGUUGCUGGAAGUGGAGAAGUUCAAACACGGAAAGGAGAUGGACGGAGUGAGGAAGAAGGUGGCCGACAAGCUGGGCCUUCCUUUUCACAGCCUCACCCCAGAUCUGGUGGAAGCGGCGUUCUUCUUGUGUUCAUACGAGCUGUCAAUCAAAUCCGUCCACUCUCCGUGGUGCUUCCUGUUUGACGAGCGCGACGCUAAGGUGUUGGAGUACAAGUCGGACCUGAAGCAGUACUGGAAGCGCUCUCAUGGUCAUGUGAUCAGCAGCCUGUCCAGCUGUCCUCUCUUCCACCACGUCUUCAGGACGCUGGACAAAGCUGGACGUCCUCGCAGAUCCAGUGAGGCGUCUCCCGAACCGGCGUCCAUCCUGGUGGGACACGCUGAGACGCUCCUCCCCCUCCUCUCCCUGCUUGGACUCUACAAGGACCAGACUCCGCCCACUGCUAGUAACUACCACUCACAGCACGGUCGAAGCUUCCGGAGCGGUCGCAUCGUCCCGUACGCCGCCAACCUGCUCCUGGUUCUGUACGACUGCCGGGGCGGCCCGCGGCUGCAGCUGCUCGUCAACGAGACGCCGGUUGGCUUCCCGGGUCUGCAGGAGGACGCGCCGCUGUACCGCGACGUCCGCGCCGCCUACCGCCACCUGCUGGACGGCUGCGACUUCCGCUGGGAGUGUGAGGGGCGGGGCGGCGGCGGGGGCCACGGGCCCAAUACUGAGCUCUGACCCAGCAGAACCAACAGGACCUUCUCCACCUCAGCCUUAAGCCGCCUGCUGGAACACACCUGACCCGCCCCCACAACA
This is a messenger RNA of Melanotaenia boesemani (Boeseman's rainbowfish), 1589 nucleotides long. RefSeq names its product multiple inositol-polyphosphate phosphatase 1b (gene minpp1b). NCBI's taxonomy places the organism in Eukaryota, Metazoa, Chordata, Actinopteri, Atheriniformes, Melanotaeniidae. The record is from RefSeq and is a predicted model, not a curated record. The transcript has 7 exons. Gene Ontology annotation, molecular function: acid phosphatase activity; inositol phosphate phosphatase activity. The coding region runs from base 93 to 1511 and encodes 472 amino acids.